AAACAAAAAAAAACCCCAAUUGUGCGAAUUAAGCUGAGGCUGAGGCAUCUGCUUUAGUUGGCUGCAUAUAGUCCAGCUGUAUAGAGCUCAAGCGCGCAAAGAUAAUGUCAGACACACUCCACGCAACUCUUCUGCUGCAACUGCUGCUGCUGGCGAUGAGUCUGCUGCUGACUGCAGCAAACAUUGAGCAUGCCGCUUACAGCAACGAGGAUUUAUUGGCAGAGGAAUCGGCGCCAGUGGGCAGCCUGCUGCUGCGUCAGCGUCGCGAUAAUUGGCUGCCCCACUUUGGCUGUGGCAAGCAACACAAAUGGCAUGGACAUCAUGAUUACUAUCAUCAUCAUUGGCCUGCCCAGCCAUUCCCUUAUGCAGGUUUUAAUUUCGGCUUUCCAAUGUGGCCCAACUUUGGCUUUGCUUUUGAUAAAGAUGCAGCUCCACCCUUUAAAACUCCAUUGGCACCUUUCAACGUUGACUCUGAUAAGCCACCCAGCACAGCAGCGCCAGAAACUACAACAGCAACGCCAGCAACUACAACAGCAGCACCAGCAACUACAACAGCAGCAGCAACCACUACAACAGUUGCCAGCAGCACAGCGGAUCCUAGCUUGGAUAUUGACAUACGCUUUGGCCGUGACUAGCUUUAAGUUACUUUUAAGUAUUAACUGCAUUAAAUAGCAAGCUUAAGUGUCAAAGUUAUCUAUGCAUUAAAUUCUUAAGCGAGUGCAUUGCACGCUUUGCUUGGCAGGAUGCAACUUUAAAGGUUUCGCUCAUUCUAAAACAUAAACAAAAUCGUUAAAAAUGCAAAAUAACAACAAAAGAAAGUCGUAUCAGAUCUGGAAUUGAGCACACGCAUACACAAGCGA
Drosophila busckii is the source of this 860-nucleotide messenger RNA. RefSeq names its product maker208. The transcript is spliced from 4 exons. Bases 105 to 635 code for a protein of 176 amino acids. The record is from RefSeq and is a predicted model, not a curated record. NCBI's taxonomy places the organism in Eukaryota, Metazoa, Arthropoda, Insecta, Diptera, Drosophilidae.